GUGUAUUUUAACAUGAAGGUCUUCGUUUGCUUAUUGGUAUUAGCCGUUGCUGCAGCCCAAGCUGGCUACAUCAGCUCCGGCGGAUGGUCUGGGGGCGGCGGCGGCGGUGGUUGGAGGUCCGGCGGCGGCGGUUGGUCUAGCGGCGGAGGCGGCUGGAAGUUGGGCGGCGGAGGUGGUGGAUGGUCCGGCGGCGGUCUUGGAGGCGGCGGUGGAUAUGGAGGUGGAUACGGAGGCGGCGGUGGAUACGGAGGUGGUAGCACUGUGAAAGUGAUCAAGGUUAUCGUACCAUCCGGCGGCGGUGGCGGCGGAUUCGGCCACGGAGGCGGCGGUGGAUUCGGAGGUGGUUAUGGAGGCGGCUAUGGGGGUGGCUGGAAAUCCGGCGGCGGGGGCGGUUGGUCUUCCGGUGGCAGCGGAUGGAAAUCCGGCGGUGGCGGCGGAUGGUGGUAAACCACAAACCACUUCAUAUGAUGCCCCCAACUUCUUGCGUGAUAUUUAAAAAAUUAUAAAAAAAAAUAAUCAAAGAAAUACGAAUCAAUGAA
This is a messenger RNA of Nicrophorus vespilloides, 539 nucleotides long. RefSeq names its product glycine-rich cell wall structural protein 1-like. Lineage: Eukaryota; Metazoa; Arthropoda; Insecta; Coleoptera; Silphidae. The coding region runs from base 13 to 447 and encodes 144 amino acids. The transcript is spliced from 3 exons. The record is from RefSeq and is a predicted model, not a curated record.